AUGGGUCUCUUCGAUAAGCUACAAGCCAAACUCGAGCUCUACCGCCUAGAGCAACGCUACGCCCGACGCAAGCAUCGCAGCACCUUCUCCACCGGCGCUCAAUACGUCGACGGAGAAUACGUCUACAGCAAUGGCGCAAACUCGCCCACCAGCACAAUCUCAAAGCAAUCAACCGGAACCUGGCGCUCAUCUGGGAGGAACACAUCACAAGAAUCGCGCUGGCGGUAG
Messenger RNA from Penicillium verhagenii, 228 nucleotides. RefSeq lists its product as uncharacterized. Lineage: Eukaryota; Fungi; Ascomycota; Eurotiomycetes; Eurotiales; Aspergillaceae. The transcript has 2 exons. Bases 1 to 228 code for a protein of 75 amino acids. The record is from RefSeq and is a predicted model, not a curated record.